This is a messenger RNA of Rotaria sp. Silwood1, 621 nucleotides long. The record is from the annotation of a GenBank genome assembly. Lineage: Eukaryota; Metazoa; Rotifera; Eurotatoria; Philodinida; Philodinidae.
AUGGCAAAAACAACAAUAACAUCUAUUAUGUUUACAAUUAAUCAAAAUAUAAUGAAUUUUUCUUGUAUGAAAUUUCGACAAAUUGAACAUGGACGUAUUGAAGUAGUAUAUCCCAGUGCAAAUUUAAUAAAUAGUAAUGAAAGAAUUGAUGGAUAUCAAAAUAGUAAAGAUCUGUGUGAUUUUGUGGAAGAACGAUUAAAUUCCGUUUCGUUUUUAAAUAAUGAUGGUGAAGAACAACAUGAAAAAUUAGCACUGAUGAUAGUCAACAAUGAUUCACAUUCCAGUGUUGAUAUUUCAAGAUUAUCUGAUGAAUUUUAUGAACGAAAUAUCACUUUAGCUAUUGUUGCUUGUGAAACACCUCCUUUCGAAAUUUGGGAUUUAUAUUGUACAUCAGCUCGUAAUACAGGAGGUGACUAUAUGCUGUUAUCAAAUGCUCCACGUGUUUUAUCACGUGUGAUUUCGUCAGUUAUUAAUGAACAAGAUACUCUUCGUCAGGUGUUUCUUCACAUCGAUACGGAAAAUGCUCAACCUGUUGCAACCGGUGUUGGUCAUGUAGAAGCAGAAGGUGGACCAAUCGAUAAUAUGUCAGAUUUUGAUUUUGAUCAUGGCUUGUCUUUUUGA